AUGACGACUAAUAGAAAAGGUUCACGCGAGAGAAUUAUACUAAAUGUUGCGUAUCCCAAAACAAAGUUAGGAAUAAUGUUCAGUGAAGAGAAUAAUACAACAUUAAGUUCAAAAAAUGGAAAUGAAUAUUAUAUUGAUAGGAAUGGAAGGCUAUUUUAUUUAAAGUGUGCGAUACCCAUAACACAAAAACAACUAGAUGAAGAAUUAGAUUACUUUAAGAUUCCCCGUACAACCUCGAAUAAAAAAUCUACACAUUCCAAAUUAUCUCUUCGCAGUAGAACCGUUGCAGCAGAACUAGAUAAUCUCGUAGAUGCACUCAAAACAUCACUCAAUAAAUUAGCAUGUUACUUUCAAACAUGUUUCAUGUCAGCUGGUGGACAUGGUUUCAAUGUGACCCUAGAAAUAUCGUUUCACUCAUCAGAUCGGAUACCACACCUUGUGACUGUUCUACCAACAAUCAUAGGAAAAUCUCCAAUACCUUUAAUAACACCUAUAUUUAACGAACAAGGUUUUGGAACAAAGGCGUAUGUGAUAUUGAAUAGAUUUGGCGAUAAAAUAGGGAACUAUUUGGAAUCUGCUUUUCCAGGACUUAACUGGCAUCUACAAUGGUUUGACAAUUCUAAUAAUGAAAUUCGUCCUUCACCCGUUGAUGCAUUGUAUAGAGUGAGAAUGUCACUGUGUGACAAGUUUGACUACGACGAUGUUAUUAAUAACUGUUGUUUAAGCACAGUCGUCACUAAAAAUUAUAAGAAUGAUUUUGAUUAUGAAGAAUAG
Messenger RNA from Cetraspora pellucida, 774 nucleotides. The record is from the annotation of a GenBank genome assembly. Lineage: Eukaryota; Fungi; Glomeromycota; Glomeromycetes; Diversisporales; Gigasporaceae.